AUGGAGCAGCGCUGGGACUUCCUCGCUCCAUGGACGGAGGUGCUACGCACUCACAUCAAGUACUGUUGGCCUAAGUCGGAUGAAGCCAUAUGGGCCUUCAAGCGACGCUCCCUGGAAGUUUACCCCCCUGCGCGGUUCAAAGACAGUACGACACGUAACUACGAGCGAAGUCUCAGCGAAGCAGCGGAAAACGAUUUCCAGGCCACGAUCCAGAAGUUUAGAGAAGCUUUGGCUCUACUGGCUGCUGUGGUGCACGUGGACCAAUCCGCGUGGAGAUACUUGCUGGGGCACCAGUGUGGCGUGGACCUCGGCGUGGAAGGAGAAGAAAUAUUCGAAGAAGAAAUCGCUGUUCUAUUCCAACUUUACAUGAUCAAAGGGGAUACACGCUACAGUUUCCCCCAAAACCUGGAACAAGACCUCGUUCGGUGGUUUGGAGUCUACCAACGGACCGAAGCUAGGCAAGAAUAUCUGGACGCGUUACAGAAGAUUUCAGAUCUGGCUGGUAAUUUACCGCUAGACAAGCCUCGUGUUGACAUCAAAACGAGUGACCCCUCGGAUGGGGUGAGGGCGCUGCAAGCCAUUUGGAACGCGGAAAAACUGGUCACAGCGGAGUGGGAGAUAUACGACUGGAACAUGGAGAAUAAAGUUGAGUCUGGAUCGCUGCGCUGCACUUUCGUGAUGGAGCCGAUGAUUUUGGACUUUGGAGAGAGGGGGACGCCCUUUGAGUACGUCGAGUUGGUGAUUGCAUUGGUGCAGGAGAAUGUGUGGUUCUCUCAAGUUUCCUUGUGGAUGGGCCAGCUGGGCAUGCUGUUUGAAGUCAAGGGAACUUCGAAGCUGACUUUCGGAGAGCUAAUGAUGACCCUCUUCAACACUCCGCAGCAACCGUAUCCGAUGAAUAGGAUCUUCGCCUCGGACGGCAAAGCUGAACGUGAAUCGUCUCCACUUCAGCUUGGUACGAUUGAUUUGGACUGUGACCACGCCCUGCGCUGUCGUGAUUUCCAGUCCAUGUGCUCAGCUAUUGUGGCCAACCAAACGGCCAAAAAUGUAUCUAUGCAUCUGUGUAUCAGCACGAAGUACGCUACCAAUAGUGGCGAAAGCUGGAAGUGGCUGGCCUAUGCCUUCUUCUCCAAGCGAGCUCGUGAAUACUCUUCGCUCGAAUGUUUGGCUUUCACUUCCGUGGACAGCAUGACCGUCGAGGACAUGGAAGCUUUCAGCGCUAUCGUAGCAUCAGGCCGAGUGGAAGAACGAGAAGCGACACUGAAAGCCUACAGUGAGAUUCAUUGGGAUCUUGACGACCAAGGUCAACCAUGGACGGAUUCCAUUCCGAUAUCACUGGACAAGCCUAUUCCAUCCGUUCGAACAUUCAGCGACGAUGGAGAGAGUACGCUGGUGAAUGUGAUGAUUCCUGGCUUUGGGUGGUGCCAAGUUCAACGAAGCGACCUCGUGUUCGCGCACACAACCUCAGUGAGAGCGAGCUCGCGUGGAGUAACAUCACUUACGCUUUCAUUCCCGUGCCCGUGCGAAGUUGACCAUGAGGGGCUUCCAAAGUUUUUAGCAGCGGUCGGUCGUCCGUUAAGGUUUCUCUCACUGAAAGAAGACAGUCUGCAACUGGAUGACCGCGUGAUUUUCCAGUGUUGCCCGAACUUGGACGAGUUCGCUCUAUGCAGACACCGGGUUGAGGCGCGACUCAGCUUUUGCGACUAUCGGGCAACUCACCAAGGACUGCCAGAGUUGGGCUGUGACUGGGACGAUGUUCGUGUCUUGUUGACAAGACUAACCGACAACAGUAGCCCACUCGCACAAUGCGUUCGACGGCUUCGACAGCAUCUCUACAUUUGGAUGGGUGACUGGGACAGAGAAAAUGGGGCUAACGAAGCAACUCCUCAGGACGCGAUUAACGUGAUACACCAAAUGCUGGAGAUAAACAAAAGCCUGGAGUACUUCGACGCAGUCGCUCCGAUGGGCUACCUCGGUGAUGUGUCUGGCUUAAGAAAACAUCAUCUCAAGCCCAUGAUGCGAUUGUUGAAGCUGCCGAUUGACGCUAAAGUUGCGCUACUGAGUGUGAUUUUCCCGCAGUAUGCAAAGGAGUCAAGCAGGAAGAGGAAACAUGAAGAAAAUAUUUCACUCUCUUCGUUGGGUAGGUUGGAUGAGAAUGUGCUGUCGAAGAUUUUCCUGUUUGCAGCCCCUCCGCUUCUUCGUCGAGUCUAUACCUUCAAACCAACUCGCGACACAUGGGAAUACUCUGUUCCCGUGCCGAUUUGA
Molecule: messenger RNA, 2262 nt
Organism: Phytophthora sojae
Lineage: Eukaryota; Oomycota; Peronosporomycetes; Peronosporales; Peronosporaceae
Exons: 3
Coding region: 1-2262 (753 amino acids)
Source: RefSeq, a predicted model, not a curated record